AUGACUUUUCAACAACCAUCCGAAAGCAAUCACAACACAUCUUGGGCUGAAGCUAUUCCUGCCGCUCAAGGUUUAUAUAACCCUGAAUAUGAAAAAGACGCCUGUGGUGUUGGUUUCAUGGUUCAUGUAAAGGGCAAACGAUCUCAUAAAAUCCUGUCCGAAGCGAGCCACAUUCUUUGCAACAUGACUCACCGUGGUGCCAGUGGUGCCGAUAUCCGUGAUGGUGAUGGCGCUGGCGUCAUGACAAGCAUUCCUCAUCAAUUCUUCGUCAACGAAGUCUCUCGCGACUUGGGUAUCACCUUGCCCCAAGAAGGCCGUUAUGCCGUCGGUAAUUUAUUCAUGAAGGGCGACCCUGACGCCAUAGCAGAAAGUAAAAAGGUCUUUGAGCAAUUGGCUGCCUCUUUACACCUCUCCGUCUUGGGUUGGCGUUCUGUACCUCGUGAUUCUACUAUCAUCGGCCCUGCUGCCCGAUCCAAAGAACCUGCCAUUGAACAGCCUUUUGUCGUCCUGGCCGAUCCACAACAAGGCAAUCAUCACGAGGCCGCCUUUGAUGAGCCUUAUUUUGAACGUCAACUGUAUGUGUUACGUAAACAUGCUACUCAUACGCUUACCAUGAAAAAAUGGUUCUAUAUUUGUUCUUUGUCCAAUAAGAACAUCGUUUACAAAGGUCAAUUGACUCCUAAGCAAGUGUAUGCCUAUUUCCACGAUUUAAAUAAUGUUCAAUAUACAACUCAUUUUGCCCUUGUUCAUUCGCGUUUCUCUACCAACACUUUUCCUUCUUGGGAUCGAGCACAACCUAUGCGUUGGUGUGCUCACAAUGGUAAAAAAACAUUAAAAAUUCCUUGUGAAAUCAACACGGUUCGUGGUAACAAAAAUUGGAUGCGUUCCAGAGAGGGCGUCAUGUCCUCUGACACAUUCGGCGACGAACUUGAUCUACUCUACCCUAUCAUUGAAGAAGGAGGCUCUGAUUCGGCUGCUUUCGAUAACGUACUCGAAUUAUUGGUCAUCAACGGCGUCUUGACACUGCCCGAAGCUGUCAUGGUGAUGAUUCCUGAAGCCUGGCAAAACAACGAAGCGAUGAGUCCCGAACUCAAGGCCUUUUAUCAAUGGGCGUCUUGUCUCAUGGAACCUUGGGAUGGCCCCGCCCUUUUCACUUUCUCCGAUGGUCGUUACUGUGGCGCCUGUUUGGAUCGUAACGGUCUUCGUCCUUGUCGCUACUAUGUUACCUCGGACGACAUCAUGAUUUGUGCUUCCGAAGUAGGUACCGUCUUUGUCGACCCCGAAACCGUCGUUGAAAAAGGCCGUUUGAAGCCUGGACGUAUGUUACUGGUCGAUACGGUCGAAGGCAGGAUUGUCGAUGAUAAGCAACUCAAAUUACAAACCGCUACCAAACAUCCUUUCACAGAAUGGAUCAAGCAACAGACGAUCGUGCUCAACGACAUUGUCGAAAAAGCAAAUGCCGUCAAGCCCUAUCAUCCUCAUUUGGAUGACACCCCCGUCAGAGCCGACCCUCGCUUAAAGGCUUUUGGCUAUACCUUGGAACAAAUGAACUUGAUUAUGCUCCCUAUGGCCUCUACCGGGAAGGAGCCUUUGGGCUCGAUGGGUAAUGAUACAGCUUUGGCUUGUCUCGCCGAACAACCACGUUUGAUUUACGAAUACUUCCGGGAACUCUUUGCUCAAGUCACCAAUCCACCCAUCGAUCCUAUUCGUGAAGAAAUUGUCAUGUCCUUACACUGUCAUGUGGGUCCGGCUGGCAAUAUUCUGGAAAUCAACGAUACACAAUGCCAUCAGCUCGCUCUGACAUCGCCCAUUGUGUCCCUGGAAGAACUGGCCGCCAUCAAGAACAUGCACCAGUUCUAUCCCCGUUGGAAAGUAGCGACGAUUGACAUCACGUUUGCAAAGACGGAAGGCGUCCAAGGCUACAUCACCACGUUGGAGCGCAUUUGCUCAGAGGUAUCCGCUGCUAUCGAGCAAGGCGAUAAGAUCGUCGUUCUGUCCGAUCGUGCUGUCAGCGCGGAUCGAGUGGCCAUGUCUUCUUUGAUGGCUGCUGGUGGUGUACAUCAUUAUUUGGUUCGUAACAAGCAGCGUAGUCGCAUUGCCUUGAUGGUGGAAACAGCGGAAGCGCGUGAAGUCCAUCACUUCUGCGUCUUGCUCGGUUAUGGUGUCGAUGCUAUCUGUCCCUAUCUUAUCAUGGAAGCCAUCUUGAAAUUGCAACGUGAACAUGCUGUCCCUCACGGUCUGCACCCUGACCACUUGAUCUCCAAUUACAAAAAGGCCGUCGAUAAUGGCAUUCACAAGGUCAUGUCAAAGAUGGGUAUUUCUACCUUGGCCUCCUACAAGGGCGCUCAAAUCUUUGAAGCCCUGGGUAUCGACGAUUCUGUCAUCUCUCGUUGCUUCUCUGGCACUGCCUCUCGUAUCAAGGGUGUUACUUUGGAUAUCUUUGCUUUAGAUGCCUUGACGUUACAUGAGACAGCCUACCCCACCCGUAACACGGUGCAACCUGUCUCCUUACCCGAAUCGGGAGAAUACCACUGGCGCCAGGGAGGCGCCCCUCAUAUUACGGAGCCUACCAGCGUGGCUCAUCUUCAAGACGCUGUGCGUCAAAAAAACCAAUCGUCGUACGACGCUUAUUCCCGUCAUGCGUAUGAAGCCAUCAAAAAAUGUACGCUACGUGGCAUGCUGGCCUUUGACUUUGAAAACUCCAAGCCUAUCCCUCUGGAGCAUGUGGAAAGCUGGGAUAAGAUUGUCAAACGUUUUGUCACAGGUGCCAUGUCGUAUGGUUCCAUCUCGAUGGAGGCGCAUUCCUCUUUAGCCAUUGCCAUGAAUCGUUUAGGCGGUAAAUCGAAUACGGGUGAAGGCGGUGAGAAGCCUGAACGUUCCGUUCCUUUCCCUAAUGGUGAUUCGAUGCGUUCUGCCAUCAAACAAGUCGCCAGUGGCCGUUUCGGUGUCACUUCUUUCUAUCUCUCGGAUUCCGAUGAGCUUCAAAUCAAGAUGGCGCAAGGGGCGAAACCUGGAGAAGGAGGUGAACUCGCCGGCACCAAGGUGUCGGAAGAAAUCGCCUCGACACGUAAAACAACGCCCGGCAUUGGCUUGAUUUCGCCUCCACCUCACCAUGACAUCUAUUCUAUCGAAGACUUGAAGCAGUUGAUUUACGAUUUGAAGUGUGCGAACCCUCGUUCUCGCGUCUCUGUCAAGUUGGUGUCGGAGGUUGGCGUAGGUAUCGUCGCUGCUGGUGUGGCUAAAGCGAAAGCGGAUCAUAUCUUGAUCUCAGGUCAUGAUGGUGGCACCGGUGCUUCUCGCUGGACCGGUAUCAAAUACGCCGGCCUGCCCUGGGAAUUGGGUUUGGCGGAAACGCAUCAAACGCUUGUCUUGAAUGAUCUACGAGGUCGUGUGAUUGUGCAGACAGAUGGUCAAAUGAAGACAGGCCGUGAUAUUGCUAUUGCUUGUUUGUUGGGUGCUGAAGAAUGGGGCUUUGCUACUACGCCUUUGAUUGCACUGGGUUGUACCAUGAUGAGAAAGUGUCACCUGAACACGUGUCCUGUAGGUAUUGCUACGCAAGACCCUGAAUUGCGUAAAAAAUUCCAAGGCUCUCCUGAACAUGUCGUCAACUUUUUCUAUUAUCUCGCUGAAGAAUUGCGUGGCAUCAUGGCCAAGCUUGGUUUCCGUACCAUCAACGAAAUGGUAGGUCAUGCUGAAAAGCUCAAGGUCGACGAUUCACUACGUACUUUCAAGACGGCCAAUUUGGAUUUGUCCCCCAUUUUGACACCUGCCUCUUCUCUCCGUCCAGGCGUUUCCAGCGUCUGUGUUAGCAAACAAAAGCACAAUCUUCAUGUCCGCCUUGACAAUUACUUUAUUGAGGAAGCGGAAGCGGCUCUUACCCAUAAGGAGAAGGUCCAGAUAGAAGCCGAUGUCGUGAACACGGAUCGUGCUUUAGGUACCACCUUGUCCUACCACGUCUCGAAGCGUCACGGCGAACAGGGUCUUCCUUUUGAUACGAUUCAUGCCAAGCUUCGUGGUUCUGCCGGUCAAUCUCUCGGUGCCUUCUUGGCUCCGGGUAUCUUUUUUGAGCUUGAAGGGGAUGCGAACGAUUAUGUCGGUAAGGGUCUUUCCGGUGGUCUGUUGGCCAUCUAUCCUCCUCGAAACUCAGCUUUCAAAUCAGAAGACAAUGUCAUUGUGGGUAAUGUGUGUUUGUACGGCGCUACCAGUGGUAAGGCCUUCUUCCGUGGUAUUGCCGCUGAGCGUUUCUGCGUGCGUAACUCGGGUGCUUCUGCUGUGUGCGAAGGCGUGGGUGAUCACGGCUGUGAAUACAUGACGGGCGGUCGUGCUGUCAUCCUAGGCACGACCGGGCGUAAUUUUGCUGCUGGUAUGUCAGGCGGUAUCGCUUAUGUCUUGAAUUUGCAAGACAACAGCGAGUUCAAGAAGAACGUGAAUAUGGAAAUGGUUGAGUUGAGUACCGUCAACGAUGAUGAACGUGUGGCUGAAUUGCGUGAUUUAAUUGAAGACCAUCGUCAGUAUACACAGUCUGACAUUGCCGAUCGAAUCCUCAAAAACUUUAAUGAAUACUUGCCUAAAUUUGUCAUGGUCAUGCCUACCGAAUACCGUCUCCUGUUGGAGAAACAGCGUGCUGAAAAAAUGACUGCUGAUGUAAAGGCGACGGCUAUUGCUGAAGAAGAAGAAGAACAAGAACAAAAACAAAAACAGAAGGCUGCAGCUUGUGAAAAGGCCAAGAUGAAAAUGGAAGCUCCCAUUGAAGAUGUCGAAGAUAGUGUGCUUGGCGAGGAGGCUAUUCUGGCUCGUCGCGCUCGAUUGGAUAAAGUGCGUGGUUUUAUAAAGUACAAGCGUAGAACGGAUGGCUAUCGCAAUGUCAAGAAGCGUAUCGGCGACUGGGAUGAGAUCAACAUGCGUUUGACACGUUCUCAGUUGCAUGAACAAGGUGCUCGUUGUAUGGAUUGCGGUAUACCCUUCUGCCAAUCAGAUACAGGUUGUCCGAUCGGUAAUAUUAUUCCCAAGUGGAACGAAUUGGUGUAUAAGGAUAACUGGAAGGAAGCACUGGAUCGUCUGUUGAUGACCAAUAACUUUCCCGAAUUCACGGGUCGUGUCUGUCCCGCACCUUGCGAAUCAAGCUGUACACUGGGUAUCAACGAGCCUCCUGUUGCCAUCAAGAGCAUUGAAUGUGCUAUUAUUGAUAGAGGAUUUGAAGAAGGAUGGAUGGUACCUAAACCGCCUGCUACGCGCUCUGGUAAAAAAGUGGCCAUUAUCGGCUCUGGUCCCGCCGGUUUAGCUGCUGCGGAUCAGCUCAACAAGGCGGGUCAUUGGGUGACCGUCUACGACCGAAACGACCGCAUCGGAGGUCUCUUAAUGUAUGGUAUUCCCAACAUGAAAUUAGACAAGAAGAUUGUUCAACGCCGUAUCGACCUUAUGGCUGCUGAAGGUAUCCAAUUCGUUCCUAAUGCUCAUGUCGGUGUGGACGUGGAUGCCAACGCUAUUCGCCGCGAAAAUGAUGCUCUCAUUAUUGCUACUGGAGCCACUUGGCCUCGUGAUCUCAACAUCCCUGGCCGUGAAGCGAACGGUAUUCACUUUGCUAUGGAAUUCCUUCAAGCCAACACCAAGAGUCUUUUGGACUCUGGCCUUAAGGAUGGUCAUUAUCUUUCUGCAAAAGACAAGCAUGUGAUUGUCAUUGGUGGUGGUGAUACUGGUAAUGAUUGUAUCGGUACUUCUCUCCGUCAUGGUUGUAAAUCUGUUGUCAACUUUGAACUAUUGCCUCAACCUCCUGAAAGUAGAGCCAACGACAACCCAUGGCCUCAGUAUGCCCGUAUCUUCCGUGUUGAUUAUGGUCAUGACGAAGUCAAGUCUCAUUUUGGUACGGAUCCUCGUGAAUAUUGUGUCCUGUCCAAGGAAUUCAUUGUCGACGAACAUAACCAAGUGAAAGGAAUCAAGACGGUCCGUGUGGAAUGGACAAAAGACGAAUCAGGUCGCUGGGUCAUGAAAGAAAUCGCUGGUUCCGAACAAACCUUCGAGGCUGAUCUUGUCCUUUUAUCGAUGGGCUUCUUGGGCCCUGAAAAUGCUAUCAUUAAACAAAUGGAAGUGAAGCAAGACGGACGCUCUAACAUUGAAACCGCCAAGGGUCAAUAUGCUACUUCUGUUGCUGGCGUUUAUGCUGCUGGUGAUUGCCGUCGUGGACAAUCUUUGGUUGUUUGGGGCCUCAACGAAGGUCGUAUGUGUGCCCGUGAAGUAGAUAUUGCUCUCACUGGCAAUACCUACCUACCCGUCACCGGCGGUAUUCAACAACGUGUAUUGCCUCAAAUGACCGAAAUCUCUGAAGUGGCCGCCGCUUAAUCGUAGCAUUUCACUUAUUAUCCAACAUGUAUAUCUAACAUUGUACAAAAAAAAUACGAUCGCCUUUACAUAUCUUAUUAGAUUCUCAUUAUAUAUCACUACUGUUAUAGUUUGAAUCUCGCACUUUUUUUUCUACUUUUGUCAUCUAUGGAGGUAUACGACAAGAAAAAGUUAAAAAAGCGUUCCCGACGGUUCAACAAGUGUUCUUUUAUAGACAUUACUUCUGCUCUCAAAUUUCUUCAUCCGACCUAUACAUAUCGCACAUUGGAUGUUCUUAACCAUCCAAUUGUUAUCUUAACGCCUCAUACAUCUUUGAUGAUAAUAAUAAACGUAU
Molecule: messenger RNA, 6670 nt
Organism: Mycotypha africana
Lineage: Eukaryota; Fungi; Mucoromycota; Mucoromycetes; Mucorales; Mycotyphaceae
Exons: 4
Coding region: 1-6336 (2111 amino acids)
Molecular function (GO): flavin adenine dinucleotide binding; iron ion binding; glutamate synthase (NADH) activity
Source: RefSeq, a predicted model, not a curated record